Pocillopora verrucosa is the source of this 1469-nucleotide messenger RNA. Its product is annotated as ectonucleoside triphosphate diphosphohydrolase 1. The record is from RefSeq and is a predicted model, not a curated record. NCBI's taxonomy places the organism in Eukaryota, Metazoa, Cnidaria, Anthozoa, Scleractinia, Pocilloporidae. Gene Ontology annotation, molecular function: hydrolase activity.
AAGCUGAAGUUACUAGGGCGGUUCAAUUUCCAUGAAAGUUUAUUAAACUGAAAUCACUAAUUAAGUUUACGAGAAAGCUAAAUUUUAUAUUUAAGCAAGGGGUUAUCAGUUGCUUGAGAAUUUCUUCCAAGUUCAUGAUAACUGAUCCGUAUUCUUGCAGCAAGGAAAUGGGUCGACAACAAGGUAACCUUAUCUUGCUACUGAUGAGCCUAUCAAGCAUGCUGGUCUGCGGAUUAGGCAGUCACGUGGUACAAGACGAAACUGAGUACGUCAUUAUGUUUGAUGCAGGCUCUACCAAAACAAAGCUUGAGAUCUACAAGAUUGACGUCGCCUCGCCCCCGUUAGAAGUAACAGACGUGCACGAACUUGAUCCUUCAACCAGCAAAGCAAAACCAGGUAUCGCCGACCUGGACCCAUCGGAAAUUGAGGCAUAUCUACGACCCUUACUGGAUUCAGCGAUGAAGACAAUACCAGCGGAAAAACACCCCAGCACGCAUCUAUUCUUCCUCGCCACUGGAGGAAUGAGACUGCUGGAUGAAGAUAAAUCUAAGGCGAUUAUGGAGCAAGUAAAAGGAGUCUUGAACGAUAAAGCUAAAUGUCCAUUUAUGUUUGACUCCGAAGACGCCAGAGUGAUCUCGGGGGCACUUGAAGGGAUCUAUGCCUGGAUGUCUGUUAAUUUUUUGGAGGGGAAUUUUAUCCCAGGGAAAUCCCACCAUACCUACGGGAUAUUGGAUUUGGGCGGGGCUUCCCAUCAAAAUGCUGUCCAGUUUUGGCGAAAGAGGGAUGAUUUGUAUUCAAUCAAUGUGGGAGGUAAAAAAUUUAAUCUUUUUGCCAGAAGUUAUUUAGGGUAUGGGUUGAAUGAAGCUCGCAAAACAUACCUUGAACGACUGCCAAAGAAACCUUUCAAAAAUGGUGUUAUCAAAAGUCCGUGUCACCAUAAAGGUUUCAACGAAACAACUGAUAUCAGUGGUGAAUUAUUCACCGUCGUAGGAAUUGCAAAUGUUCCCGCCUGUCGAAGGAUUAUUGAGAAAACGUUUUUCUGCAAAAAGAGUGAUUGCCCAUUUCAUGAUCAGCCCAAAUUACGCGGGAAUUAUUUUGGUUUUGCUGGUAUAUAUUACGCUGCCACGACCAUCGGGAUAUUGUGUUCCGAUUGCACCAAACCCCUCUCACCAGCCAUGUUUGAUAAGGGAUCGCGAGAUUUUUGCGCUAAAACACUAGAGAGCAUCAACAGCAACCCGUACGCCAAAGAUCAUUGCUUCGGAGGCAAUUUCGUUUUUGAGCUUCUCACCCACGGUUACGGCUUGUCUGCUCACAAAACUAUCAUGGUUGGCAACACAUUGGAAGGGUUUAGUUUGGGCUGGACCCUUGGCGCUGCUCUGUUCAAUUCAGAAUUGUUGUGAAAAAAAAUACAAAGGUAGAAUUCCUUAUAUAAUCAGCCAAUCAAUGACAUGCAUUAGUUUAUUCGGGGA